Drosophila ficusphila is the source of this 19864-nucleotide messenger RNA. It is a transcript of the gene spen, whose product is annotated as protein split ends. The record is from RefSeq and is a predicted model, not a curated record. Gene Ontology annotation, cellular component: nucleus. Lineage: Eukaryota; Metazoa; Arthropoda; Insecta; Diptera; Drosophilidae. Gene Ontology annotation, biological process: regulation of transcription by RNA polymerase II. Gene Ontology annotation, molecular function: mRNA binding.
UUGAAGUGAACGGACCGCGCGGGUGUUUUGCGGGCGAGCAAAAAAAAAAAACAGCAGUACAACAACAGCGGCGGCGGGGCGAUUAAGCGAAACGCCGCCAAAACACACACAGCAAAAAAUUAUUGUUAUUAUUAUCUGAAAAAAGGAAAGUGCCCCCACCCCCUUCCCCUUCUCAGUGUGUGUAAGUGCGAAUCGGCGUAUCUCUGUGUGUGUUCGUGCGCGAGUGAGCUUGUGUGCGAAAAUGCAUUAAUUACACCAACACCAAGGCAGAUGCAGCAACAACAACGACAACAGCGGGAGAAAGAAGAGUUAACAGAAAUCCAAAUACAAUAAAAUACAAACAAAAACACAGGCGAAAAGCAAAUGGAAAUCGAGCAACAAAGCAAUAAAUGAUAAAAAUUUAAUUUUUUUAUUGUUUCCAAUUCAAUAUUGUGAUGCUUUUUCUGCCGAAUGAAAUUCGCAGGGAGUUCGCAGCAAAAGUUCACCCAAAAAUCCCGAGUGCUUAAAUACACAGCAAAGUAACAGAAAAAUUCAACUAGCAAGAAUAAUUUAAAACAAAUCGGUAAACUUUGGACUCGGAUCGGAUUUUUCGGUUCGGUACGCUAAAGAACUCAACGGGCGCGUCGUUUUCCUUUUUUGGAGGUUUUCGAAAUAGCAGCAACACCAAAAGCUAUUGCCGCAAAAUAACAGCAAGUAAAAUGCGCAAGUUUCGAAUACAGUCCAAAACGGGUUUACAAUAAAAACAAAACGAAGCCAGCCAAAAAGGAUCCGAUGAUCAGCCAAGGAAAGCCGCUUCAAUGGUCUCUCAACGCAAAUGUGCUAAAAAUGUGCAAGUGAAGCGGAAAUCUUACCAAAGUAAUUGAAAAAGAAAGAAAUCCAUUAAAGCCCCCAAAAUCAAACGAGGCGAGAAUCGUAACAAUCCCCAUACUGGAAUAUAUAAAAAACGAGUGCAUAAUGUUUAAUGGGAAGGAGGGCGCCCAUUUAAAAUGAUGCCCCUCCACUCGCGGAAUACGACGCAAUGCUUCUUCUAAAUAAAAGAAGAUUCUGCUGUGAGUGUUCCGUUGUCGAAACAUGGUACGCGAUAGUAGCCGUAACAUUUGUUUUGGAAAAUUAGCCGAAACUACGACGCCGCACCACCAACAACAGCAACAGCAACAACAACAACUGCAGACACAGCAACAGCAGCAACAACCAUUCGUUGUGGAUAGCAGCAGCACCAUUAAUAAUAACAACAAUAUUAACAACAAUAAUAACAAUAAUCAGAAAUUGAAAAGGUCUACAGAGGAACCACCGACAAACAGCUACGAAAGGAACUACUACGACCGCACCAGCAGCCGCUUAGUCAGUCAGUAUCAGGCAAGCAACUCUGCCUCCUUGGCCAACUCCCAUUCCAACGCCAGUCCCUCGUCCGUGUCCGUAUCCGUGUCCAGUUCGGCGGCAGGAGGGUCCUCCGAGAGGUCGCGCAACCGAGAUCGCCUGUACAGGAAUGGUUCUGCCAGCGGCAACAGCAGCAGCAACGUCCACGGCAACAGCAGCAGCAGCAACACGACGACGACGACGACAGCAGCCUGCACAGGAGCUGGAGCUGGAGGAUCUGGAACGGGGGCAGCCGGAGCAGGAGCCGGAGCUGGGGCUGGAGGAUUGGUAGGAUCGGGAGCUGGGGGGGCACCGCUGGGCGACCGGAGCAGCAGCCACAAUAUCCACCAGAAUCAGCAGAGCGCGCGGGUGGCACCACCACAGUCAUGGUACGAAGCCGCCGCUGCUGCAACGACGGCCCAAUUGAAAAGUCCUGGUGGCAGUGGCAAUGCCGGCGCCUCAGCAGCCGGUGGCUUUGCAAUGAGCAGCUCACCGAUCAACCAUCAUCAGCAUCCGCAUCCGCAUCAGCAUCCGCAUGUUCAGAAUCCUCAACACCCGCACUACAGCAGCAGCAGCCCAGCGGCAGGAGCCGUAGGAGGAGGUUCCUGCCCCUCUCCCGCCCAAGGACAGAUACAGAUCGCAUCGCAGUCGCAGACCACGGCCGUGCAUCGGAGCGUGGCCUAUGCGGGGAGUGCUGCGGAUGACUCGCUGACCACCGCCACCUCGCGCAAGAUGCUCCUGCACAGCAGCAAACUCAAUAAGCUGCUCAAGGGGACAGGGGCAGCGGGCAGCGGAGGAGCACGCUCUGGUUCGGAAUCGCCAGGGGGAGCGGGAGCAGUUGGAGCCGCUCCUCUGACGACGACAAGUACAAUCACAAACAAUAGUUUUAGUAGUAAUAGUUUAAAUAAUACAAUAAACACGGCGACUCCGACGAUGCCCACGAUAGCAUCCGGAGCAACGGGAGCUGCGGGAUCGGUGGGACUAGGAUCUGGCGCAGCAGCGGUAGCGGGUUCCAAUUCCGGUUCCGGUCCAGCCACCAGCGGAGACAUUCUAAAUGUGGCCGCUGCCCUGGCCGCCGCCGUGGACAACGGGAUGCCGACGCACCCGAUCCGAACGCGACACCACCUGCACGGACGCAGCACCACCUCCUCCAGUCGCUCGCACUCGCGUUCGCCGAGCAGCUACAGCAGUUCGCACAGCUCCUCGUCCUCCUCGCACUCCUCGUCCCACUCGCACGCGUCCAGUCCCGUCCAAUCCACGGGCAAUUGUGCGAUGGCGGAGGGGCGCAGCGGGCGUAGCCUUCAAUCCGUCGCUGUAACCAGCAACUCUUCAAAUCCCAGUGGCAAUGCUGGCAACGCCAGCAACGCAGGCGGCGGCGGCGGCUGUGGCUCCAGUUCGUCCUCGAGCAGCAGCUCCAGUUCAAGCGGAUCGUCCUCCUGCCUAACGGCCAAUCCAGUGGUGCAUUCCGAAGACAACCGGCCGCUGGCGAUACGUGUCCGCAACCUGCCCGCCCGUUCCUCGGACACAUCCCUCAAGGAUGGUCUCUUCCAUGAGUACAAAAAGCACGGCAAGGUCACGUGGGUCAAGGUGGUGGGCCAGAACUCGGAGCGAUAUGCCUUGGUCUGCUUUAAGAAGCCCGAUGAUGUGGAGAAGGCGCUGGAGGUGUCGCACGACAAGCACUUCUUCGGCUGCAAGAUCGAGGUGGAGCCAUACCAGGGCUACGAUGUCGAGGACAACGAGUUCCGACCCUACGAGGCCGAGCUGGAUGAGUACCACCCGAAGUCCACGAGGACGCUGUUCAUCGGGAACCUGGAGAAGGACAUCACCGCCGGAGAGCUGCGCGGCCACUUCGAGGGCUUUGGCGAGAUCAUCGAGAUCGACAUCAAGAAGCAGGGCCUGAAUGCCUACGCGUUCUGUCAGUAUUCGGACAUUGUCUCCGUGGUGAAGGCAAUGCGCAAGAUGGACGGCGAGCACCUCGGCAGCAAUCGAAUCAAGCUCGGCUUCGGCAAGUCCAUGCCCACCAACUGCGUCUGGAUCGACGGUGUCGGCGAGAAGGUCUCCGAGUCCUUUCUCCAGUCGCAGUUCACGCGAUUCGGAACGGUGACCAAGGUCAGCAUCGAUCGGAACAGGCAGUUGGCCCUGGUGCUGUACGACCAGGUGCAGAAUGCCCAGGCUGCGGUGAAGGACAUGCGCGGAACGAUCAUGCGGGGCAGGAAGCUGCAGGUGGACUUUGCGUCAAGGGAGUGUCAGGACGCCUUCUACGACAAGCAGGAGAAGCAGCAACAGCAGAGUGCAAGUUCCAACUCGCGCUUCAGUCGCUACGAAUCGACCUCCUCCUCGUCGCAAUCCCGGUCCCGAGCCUCAUCCUUCAGCCGGCACCAGAACAAUUCAAACGACGGCAGCUCGCCCGGCAACACGCCGGGAGGCAGCAGCAGUGGAACUGCCAGUGGGAGCAGUGCGUCCAACCAAAGUUCAGCGGGCAACAACGGAAGCGCCAGUUCGAGCAGUGGUGCUGCGAUGCCAGCGCCCAGCUUGGCGUCCGUCGCAGCAGGCAGCAGUGGCAGCUCCACAGGAGCGUCGCCUGCAGCCGCAUCCAUGCCCUCGGUGGUGGGCUCCUCCUCCGGUUCCAUGCCUAUGUCGCCAGCUACUCUGGCGCAAAGGUAUCGAAUGGCACGAAGUGCGCGGCAGACCGUCGACUUCGACUUCAAUGAUGUGGGUCGCCUCCGGUUUCGCAACUCCGAGGAGGCGGCCGGAGGUGCAGGAAACCCCACGCUGGACGAGGAUGUCCGCUCCGAUUCACCGGUGAUCACCCGACUGGGCCCGGCCGUAAACUGUUCGACUGGAUCUGCGGGAGCCGGUGGGGAGUCUAUGGAUGGGACGUUAAGCAACAGCCAAAUAAGUGGUGGAGCAGCUUCGGCGGCGGGUGGAGCGGCGGGAUUCACAGGAUCCGGCAGCAACAGCCUCAACCGGAGACGUUGCGAACAACUCGAGGAAUGCCCGUCCAGUGGUGAUGAGGGCGUGGUCAGUCCGCGUAAGCGCAUCAAAAUGGAUUACCACCAUCACCACCAUCAUUCCAAUGCCAGCGGGCUGGAGGCCACUGGCGAGCACGGCAGCAUCAGCAAGCCAAGUCUACUCUCCCUGUCCAACUGUGAUGUGAUACACGACCCCCUCAACCGCAAGAGCGAAAUCCGGCGGGUCUCAGAGACCCCGAGUGGUUCCCCCGGCAUGAAGUUCCCCGGCCACCUGCCAUCAGCCCCGCCAUCCAUGAUGAUCAGCUGCCGGCGCCCGUCCAUCGAUGUGGGAGCCCUGUCAGCGCUCUCCAGUUCCUCGGCCUUCAGGCACGGACUGGUGGGGGCCAGCAGCAUGGAUCAGCAGCACAUGAUGAACGCCUCGCUGGCGGCGAAGCGGAGACGAGUGACCACCACCAUGCAGCCCAGCUCAUCCUCGAGCAGCAGCAACUGCGGCGGAUCUGGCUUGGGCGGGAUCAGUAGUCUCACGCCGGCGGACGACUACCACCAUCACGUCUCCCGGGGCCGAGGCCACCAGCUACAUUCCCAUCACUCGCACGAGGCCAGCGGGGGAGAGAGUGCGGAUGGAUCUCGCCCUGGAACGCCGCUGUGCGACGAGCGGCCCGAAGUGCUGCCCACAGAGCCACGCCGCCUGCCCCCGCCGAGGGAGAGAGCGCGGGAGAGGGUCAGGGAGGUGAUGUGGCUGCCACUGCCCAAGUUCGGAGUGCUCUUCUUCCAGCAGCAGCAGUCCAGAGGCAGUGGAUGCGGAGCGGGAAGCAGCUACCUGCAGCAGCAGCUGGGCGUUGGAUCCUCCGGGGCAUUGGGAGGCCUGGGAGCCUCCUCCUCCUCCGCCUGUUCCCUCAACAACUCUAGUCUGAACGUCGGUCAGGGCAUGGGCUCCGGCUCGGGAUCCGCAUUCCUGCCCAGCCCCUCCUCGCGCUACUGGCGUUCCUCCUCGCACCACCAACACCACCAGCAUAAUCACCAGCAGCAGUCGCAGCAAAUGCACGGCUCCUCGUCCUCCAACUCUGGACUGAUGGCCAGUCCGGCGCGUCCCCGCUCGCUGAGCUCCAACUCCAGUGACUCGGAUGUGCCCGGUCAAAAUGCCGGAGGGAGUCCCUCGUUGGACGAACGGCUGCGCAACUUUGAGGAGAACUACGAGCGGUGGUCUGGAGGAAGCAGCAGGGAACAUGGUUCCGGUCACACGCCCUCCAGUGCCACGCCCUCUUGGCAGCUUUCCAUGCACAUGAACUUGGGCAGCGGCCUGAAUUCGCAUCAAACGAGCUCUGGAUCCGGCAACAGCAACAGCUCCAGCGGGACGGUGUCGAGUUCCACGAGUAAUUCGCGGCCCAAGUUCCUGGACAUUGAUGAGCUGCAACCCUCGGACAUUGUCAAAUCCGUGCUGGCGAAGAAGAGCAUAUUCGACGACGAUUUCCAGCGGCUGAAGAAGAACCAGUGGUACGAUCCAUCUAGCUCUGACUUCGCAUUGAGUGCCAGUUCCUCUAACAUCACGGUGGGAUCUUCUUUGGGGUCCAGCGUUGCCCGACAUCCUGGAGGUCCGUGCAGCGGAAACACUUCACCGGCAUUGCCCAAUCUCGCGGUCACAAAGACAACCCCAAUUAUUGGCAACUGCUCUGGUGGGUUGGGCAACUCGGCGAACAGCAAGACGGCAGGCUUGCUGCAGAGGCUGAGCAGCUUGUCGCCCAUGAACUCUCCUCAGGCUUCGAUGUCGCCCUACAACAGCCCAUCGCCGUCGCCUUCGGUGGGAGGAGCCAACUCAGCGAAUCUGGGUCAACUAGCGAAGCCCACAGUGCCCGGAACAGUGGGUGGAGGAGUCAGUGGAGCAGCUGGUGUCGCCUCAUCCUCGCCGGCUCCCAACUCCGGACCCACCAAGGGACUGCAGUACCCCUUUCCCAGCCACCCGCCAUUGCCGAACACCGCUGCACCACCGCCAGCGGUGCAGCCAGCGCCGCCUCCUCCCCCGGAAGUUGGAAAGCAAUCCCGGCCAGCUGGGCAGGCUUCGGGAGGCAAUCUGGCCAAGAGUUUGAGCGUGCCGGAUGCACCGCAACAGUCGCCCGCCAGAGUUCAGCUCCAGAAGUCCGCCUCAGUGCCCGGAAGCACCAACGUGGGCACCACCAUCAGCUCAUCUUCGGGGUCGGCUGCCAGCGCAGCGCCUGCAUCCACAUCUGCAACUACUUCAUCAUCAUCGUCCAACGGUAACAGUUCCUCAGUCACAGCAGCCACACAUGUACAAAAGCCUCCGACCCAGCCGAACACCGGCGAGGAUGAGCAUCCGAAGAAGAGUGGUGCCUCCUCGUCCCAAUCCUCGAGUUCCAGUUCAAAGAAGAGCAGCAGCAGCAGCAACGACAAGUCGCACAGCAAGCAUAACAACAGAUCGGACGGCGACAAGAAGAACAAGAAGUCGGAGAAGGUAUCGUCUUCCGAUAAGCGAAAGAACUCGUCUACCUCCCAGUCCUCCAAGUCAGCCACUCCCCGCAUCGAGGACGAGUCCAGUGAGCCCGAAGAGCCGGCGGAGAAGCCCGAAAAGGAGCAGCGCCACGAGCGAGAGAAGAAGGAGCGUCAGGAGAAGGAGAAGCGAGAAAAGGAACUGCGCAAGCAGCUCGAGCGGGAGGAGAAGGAACGCAAGGCUCUGCAGGAGGAGAAGGAGCGCGAGGAGCGAAAGGCCAAAGAGGAGAAGGAAAAGGAAAGAGAACGAGAACGCGAACGAGAGAAGGCCCAAGAAGAGCGGGAGAAGAAGGAGCGAGAAGAGAGAGAGCUUAGAGAGAAGGAGCAGCGAGAGAAGGAGCAAAAGGAGAAGGAAAUCCGAGAGAAGGAGCAGCGCGAAAAGGAGCAAAGAGAAAAGGAGCUGCGAGAGAAAGAGCAAAGGGAAAAGGAGCUGCGUGAGAAGGAGCAAAGGGAGAAGGAGCUCCUCCGCGAAAAGGAGCUUCGGGACAGAGAGCAGCGGGAAAAGGAUCAAGCCCAAGCCCGCCGAGUCGUGGAUGCCGAGCAGGAAGCUCGGAUGGGCCGAAUGCGCGAGCUCUCCUCGUACCACAAAAGCAAGACAGAGGCCACUCCCGAGGCCAGCAGCUUCUACUCCCACAACAACGCCACGCCCUCUGCAGCAUCCGGUGACUGUCAGCACAAUAAGGAGAACGCUGUGGAUGCCACGGCUCCCGCAAAUCCAAGUGCUACUCCCUCGACGCCCUCGGACAACGCUUCCAAGGACCGUUCGCGCAAGUCCUCCCGGAACUCGCCCGUGCGCCUGCACAAGCGACGCCUCAGCUCUCAGGAAAGCAACCACAGUGCCGGCGGAGGCGGAGCUGGCGGAGGUUCCAGUCAUCAGAACCACCAUGAUGACUACGUUAAGCGCAUUCGCAUGGAGAACUCCCACAACGCGUCGGUUCACAACAGCAAUCAGAGGUUGAACGACCGCCGGGACUCCAAGGAGCACAAGAGCAGCAGUUCCAAGGAGGAGAAGACCAGUGGCUCCCACAAUUCUAAGUCGCACGGCAGCGGCGGGAGUGCCUCCUCAGCCUCGAAGCAUCACCGCCGGGAUAAGCAUCACCAGAAGGCCAGUGCCAGCUCCGUAGAGACGAACCCCUCCAUGGAGGUGGUGGUGGUGGAUUCCGCUUCCCAAGCCAAGCAGCAGUUGAAUACGAGUGAAGAGGAGCAGCAUGCCCAGCCGAAAAGGGAGAAGGAGCGGGAGCACUCCAGCAGUCACCACCACGGCAGCAGUUCGUCCUCCAGGCACAAGAGCAAGCGAGACCAUCAUCACCAUCGCGAGAAGAAGCGUCACUCUGUGGCGGAGUCCACCAACACGGAUGAGGAGCACACACCCCAACAGCACAAUCCUCACCGGAGAAUAUCUGCGGCUGGCAGUGGAUCCGCUGGAGAGCUGAGCUCGGCAGCCACCAACACGUCGAGUGGAAAGCCCCACCAUCAUCACCACAGGCGAAGUGUGGAGCGGAAGUCCUCGAGGGGAUCGGACGAAGGUCAUCACUCCUCGUCGAAAUCCCUCCGUGCCAAGCUGAUGAUGCUGAGCUCGGCGGACUCCGACGACACCGACGAUGCCUCCAAGAAGCACUCCAUCUUCGACAUCCCCGACGAUUGCCCGAAUGUCUCCAUGUACGACAAGGUGAAGGCCAGGAGCUGCAAGAACAUGCAACGCCAGGCGGAGGAGAAGAAGAUCAAGGCGAAGUUCUCGCAGCUGAAGCAGUCGCGUGCCAAGAAGAAGCGCUCGACCAGCUACGAUGGUGACUCGGACACGGAGUUCGAGGACCGCCAUCACAGGAACAGCGGCAGCAGCAGUUUUCAUGGCCGCUACCCCGGACUUUCCAGUAGCGAUGAUGACGACGACGAGGAGCGCCACCAGCGUCGCAUUUUCUCGGACUCGGAUGCAGAGCCGGAGGAUCAGGACCAGCAGGACGCCAACUCUCUACCGGAUGCCAACAGGGUGCGCCAGAUGCAGCAGAAUCUGAGGAGGCUCUGCGACGGAGACGACAGCUCCGAGGACGAGAUCAGAAGGAAUGUGAUGAAGCACAGCCACCUCGGCAAACGCAACUCGCUCUCCACCAGGAUUGCCUCUGAUUCUGAAUCGCAGUCCCAGCCUGCGCCCGAUUUGGCGGUCAAGCAAGAACCACCUGCAGCUCCCGCCCCGGAAAUCAAGCAGGAGCAGCUCUCCGACAGCGAGCAGAAGUUCAAGUCGCGCCACGAUUCCAACUCGUCGGUGGAAGACCGCAAGGUGAAGACGGAGAGGGAGAUAAAGAAGGAGUACGGAGACUUCUACAACUCGGCUGCGUACGCCUACUCCGACUCUGGAAAGCUCAAGGACUACUCACCGGAGAUGCGGAAAAAGCACAAGAAGAGCAAGAGGCGCCUGAAGUCCUCCUCCACGGCGGAGACAUCAGCUCCUCCGACCCCGCUUGUAGUGACUCCAUCUACGCCCUCCAUCUUCGAUGUCCACUCCUCCUCCGAGUGCAAGAACAAGUUCGACAGCUUUGACGAUCUCAAAACAGAGAGUGCUUCGCUCCCGUUGGAGAUCUCGGCCAGCGAGAGGAGGAAGCACAAGGAGAGGAAGGAGAAGAAGCGCGAGAAGCUGAGGAACAUGGCGGAGACCAAUAGCAGCUCCACUGCAAACGCGACGAACUCUCCCCCUACCAACGAUGUUGCCUCCGAGAAGUUGUCGAAGGAGGAGCGCCAUCGCCUGAAGAAGUCCAAGAAGUCGAAGAGCCUGGACACCUCCUCCUCCACGAGAGUGUACAACUCAGGCGGAGUCCACGCCAAUGCUGCGCCCUUGCCUGCCACGCCGACCUCGGCACCUGCGAUGGUCCAGCCGUCGAAGAGGGGAGAGGACAAAAUGGAGUACAUCUUCGGCAUCAUUUCCGACGAGGAGGAGUCCCAGUUUCCCGACGAGCAGGGAGAGGGCAGCAAGGACAUCACCGCCAGCUGUGUGUCCACUACCGGCCCCAUUGUCUCCGCUGCCCUGCAGACCUACAAACAGGAGCCCUCCACUCCCACCAGCAAGACUCAGGAAGCCAUCAAUCAACUGCCCGUGCAGGAGGAUGAGCAGCAGCCACAGCCGCAACUGGAGAGAAGUCGCCAGGCGGGAGGCAGCGCCUCGUCCUCGCACGCGGAAAGGGAGAGGCACCGCAAGGAGAAGCGCGAGAAGAAGCGACGCGAGAAGUCGCAGCGAGAACAGCAACACCAAGCGCAGCAGCAAUCCUCGAAGACGGAGACCAAAGUUGAGGACGACAACAGUGUGGAUAUGGACGAGGCAGGAAGGGCUCUGGAGGCUCAGCUGAUGAUUGACUUCGACAGCAAGACGAUGCCAGAGGAGGCCACUCCCUCGACGGCCACCACCUACAGGUCGGACAUGGCAGAUGUGUUCCGGUUCUCCGACAACGAGGACAACAACUCGGUGGAGAUGAUCAAGCAGGGCGCCAAGCCGGAGCAGCAGGAGCAGCACAAGAGCAAGGACAAGAAGAAAAAGAAGAAGCGCUCCAAGGAAGAGAAGCAGGAGAAGCUGCUGCAGCAGCAGCAUCGCAGGGAGUCCUUGCCAAGUGUGGCUCCCAGCUCGACCGCGCCUCCGACUCCAGGAAAGCUGACUGUCAACGUUCAAGCCGCCAGCAAGCACGCCGAGGACCAGAUGGAUGCCAAGCUAGCUUCCUCGCCGCCCUUGUGCAAGCCGUCGCCCAGUUUGCCUUGUCUGAUCGGAGACGACGACGAGGAUCUGCUGCCGAAGCCGAAACCCACGACGCCAACGAGCCGCGGAAGCGACAACCUCACUCCCUCGCGAGAGAAGCCGCGCCUGAUCAGUCCCAUUCCCAAAACGCCCACCAUCGCCAACAGUUCCAUGCUGUCGACGCAGUCUGCCGAGACUCCAGUGAGCAGUGGAGCCGGGGUGGGAUCUUCCUCGGCUCUGGCCACCACGCCCACCUCCUCGACAGCGGCAGGAGCCAGUGCAGCAAUUGCUGCAGCGGCAGGCGGAGUGGAGACCUCUCCCACCGGGGCCUCAGCCCAGGGCAAGAAGAAGGACAUCUUCAUUCCCGGCUUCGAUGGCCAGCUGGAUGACAGGAUCAGCGAAUCGGCCGUGCAGUCCAUCUCGGCGGAGUUCAACUCUUCGUCUCUGCUCGACACCAUGGCAGAUGAGCCUAAGAUUCCGGUGGCGUCGCCUCCGGGUGCAACCAAACCCCUGGACAAGCUGGAGGACAGCAAGUCGCGGGUGACCAUCUCGCAGGAGGAGACGGAGAGUGCCGUGUCCGCCUUGCUGGGCGAAAGCUUUGGCACUUCCUCCACGGCGGAUUACUCACUCGACGGCAUGGACGAGUUGAACUCGGUGAGCGAGUUGGAAACGCCCGCUCUGGUGGUGGCGGAACCCGACGAGGAGGCGGCCCAGGCCGCGAGGGCCAUCGAGGCAGCCGUGGAGCCGGCGGCCAUCCUCGGGGAACCGGAAAUUGAAGCCGAACCAGAACCCGAGCCAGAACCUGAGCCAGAGCCCGAAAACGAUCCGGAGCCGGUCGCAGGGCCUUCGGACACUGAUGAACUCAAGAAGGCGGUGCUCAGCUUGAAGCACGAGGACAUGAUGGACAUCAAGGCUGACACUCCGCAGUCGGAGAGAGAUCUGCAGAUCGAUACGGACACGGAGGAGAAUCCGGACGAGGCAGACAGCAGUGGGCCGAGUCUAAAGAUCGACGAAACGGUACAGAGCUCCUCGUCUCCGGAGAAGUCCAUCGGCAACAGCAGCUCGUCCGCCAAGGAGCCGCCGAAGGUGGACACUCCACCAGAGGAGUCCAAGUCGAGGAACAGCAAGGAGACCGCUCCCCAGCCCUCGGUGAUCACCAAACUGCCCUUGUUGGAGCAGAAGAAGACCACUGCUCCAAGUGGACCAGGACUGUCGUCUUCGCCUGCGAAGAUUGAGCCACCAACCAUCAGCAAACUGCAACAACCGUUGGUGCAGCCUGUGCAGACCGUGUUGCCAGCACCUCACCCAACCGGAAGCGGAGUGAAUGCCACUCCCGUCAUCAACCUGGACCUGUCCAACGUGAUGAGCAACUGCUCUAACUCCAGCGCGGCUUCCACCGCAGCAUCGGCGUCUGCCUCCAUCUCGUUCGGAAGCCCCACGUCCAGUCAGAGCAUUAUGCCUCAGGCGUCCACUCCCAAGCAGCAGACUCCGUUGACUCCGCAGCAAACGUUGCGUUCGCAGUCGCUCAUCAUGCAGCCACCAACGAUAUCCAUUCCGGAACCGACGCCCCACUUUGUGGUGCCCCAGAUGGUGCUCUCGCCCCAUCAGCAACAGCAGGCACACCACCCGCAGCAACCGGGGAGCUACAUGGUUGGCAUUCGGGCUCCCUCUCCGCACAGUCCGCUGCUCUCGCCAGGACGAGCUGCACCCCAGAACCGCCUGGUGGGUCAGCUGAGUCCCGUUGGACGACCUGUGGCGAACCAACCGCAACCGCAGCAACAGGUUCAGCAGGCACAGCAGCAACACGUGUUGAUCACCAGUCCGCAGCAGGGCAGCAACAUGAGUCCGUUGGCCAGUCCCACAACUCGAGUGGUCGCAGCCAACAACUCGCCCACAACCAGCAAGCCGAACAGUUACCAACCCAGAAACCAACAGCAGCAAGUGCCGCAGCAGCCCUCGCCGAAGUCGGUCAUCGAAUUGCAGACCUCGCCGCAACUGAUGGCCCUUCCGCUGCAGAAAAUGCCAGCCAUGCCGGUUCCCCAUCAUCCGACGAUCAUCAGCAAGGUGGUCACCGUUCAGCCGCAGCAGGCGACCCAGUCGCAGGUGGCCAGUUCGCCACCUUUGGGCAGCCUGCCGCCGCACAAGAACCUCCACGUGAACCCGCAGCAACCGCACCAUCAGGCUCAGCAGCAGCAGCACUCGCCGCAGAUGAUAGCAAAGAUGACGGCCCACCAGCAACAUCAGCACCAGCAGCACGUGCAACAGUUCAUGCACCAGCAGAUGAUGCAGCGACAGCAGCAGCAACAGCACAUGCAACAGCAACAGCUGCAUGGUCAGCCGCAGCAACUGACGCCUGCGCAGCAACACCAGAUGCAGCAGCAGCAACUAAACCAGCAACAUCAGGCUCAGCAGCACCAUCAAGCCCAGCAGCAACAUCAAAGCCAGCAACAGCUGAACCAGCAACAUCAUGCCCAGCAGCAGCACCAGGCUCAGAAACAGCAUCAGGCGCAGCAGCAGCUAAGCCAGCAGCAUCAGGCGCAACAGCAACACUUGAACCAGCAGCAGCAGUCCCAGCAGCAGCAGCUGCAGCAAAUACAAAAGCUGCAGCAACAGAUCCAUGCUCCCCAGCAGCAGCAGCAACAGUCGCCUCAGGGAUCCGCCCACCUGGGAGCUCCUUCGUCGAUGUAUGCCCCGCAGCAACACCAUGCGCCGCAGCUCCCACGAGCUCUGCCGCAGCAGCCACAUCCGCAGCAGUUGCCGCACAGCCCUCCCUGCAAACCGAACAGCUUGGUUCCCGUGCCGCAGGGCGCGCAGUCUGCGGCAAUAUUGACGCGAGUUGGACCCCCAGCGCAGCAACCACACCAACCGCCUCCGCCAGCACAUCAUCAACAGCAGCAGCAGCAGUCUUCGCCCGGAGGCAAUCUGUCUCACCCAACACCACUCAAUGUGAUCCAGAAUGCUCCGAAGUUGAUUGUGCAACAGCACAUCGUGCCCCCACCGAGUCAAGUUGCCGGACCUCCACCACCGACUGCAGCGAAUGCCAUCCACUACCCUCCAAACCAGAACAAGGAGAGUCCAGUACCAGUUCCAGUUCCCGGCCAUGUGGAUCCGUCGGCCCUCAAGACGUCGGAGAGUGUCUCGGUGAUUCGCACACCGACUCCCACCACCAGUUCGGCGGUGAUCUCUCCGAAGACUGGUGGCUCGCUGUUGACGGAGGAGAACCUGAUCAAGAUCUCGCAGCCCAAGCAGGAUGAGCUCGUCGAGCAGGACUCCAAGGAGGUCGACAGCGAUUACUGGUCGGCCAAGGAGGUAAACAUCGAGAGUGUGAUCAAGAAACUGGACACACCACUGGCCAGCAACAUCAAGGACGAGAAGCGACCGGUGGAGAUGCAGAGAGUUGGCCCAGCUCCUGUUUCCAAUCCCCAACCUGUGGAUACUCCAGUCGCUCAGGAGACUCCCCUGCCAACUCCUUCUGUGGGCGUGAACAGCUCCAACGACCACGACACUGAGGAUGAGACGGAGACCAGGCAAUUGCCGCCCGUUAAGCCCGCCACGCCCACUGUGGGCAGGCCGCCGGGCAGAGGAGGCACCGCGAAGCGUGGUCGCCAACCGAGGGGAUCGAAGAAGCAGGGAGGCUUCCCUCUGAGCUCAGCGGUAGCUGCCCCUGGAGCGGAUUUGGGACUGGUACUGCAACCGGGAGACAACGGAGUGCAAACGCGGUUGAGGAAGCCAGUCACGGCUCCAGUAACCAGAGGCAGGAAGGGACGUCCUCCGCGCAACCUGCUGUUGCAGCAACAGCAACUGCAGCAGCAGCAGCUCGACCUGCAGCGAAAGGCCAUGGAAAUGGUGGCAACGAACACUCCACCAGUUGCGCAGCCACCGGUCCCACCCCCUCCGAAUCCUGUGCUCACGGCCGCAGAGAAGAAGGCCAGGAACCAGGCGCUGACUCAGGCGCAAGCCCAGCACCAAGCUGCCAGUCAACAAGUUGGAAGCAGCCAGGACAUCUACGAGUUCCACGAGGACGCGGGGGAGGAGCCCAAGGGUAAGGCAAACUCCGCUGCCGCUCCACCUGCCGAGGACCAGCGGCCACGACUCAUCCUGACCAUCAACAAGACCCAGCCAUCGAUCAAGAACAGCAGCGAGGUGGAGCAGGCCAUGCAGCCCCAGCAGCAGCAGGCGGAGGCUGCUCCGCAGCCGGAUCUCAUCGCGGGCGACAGCUCGGAAUCCAGCAACACACGCAAGUCGCGGCGACUGCAGGAGAAGGAGGAUCGCAGCACAGUGGACGACAUCAUCGAGGAUGUGGUGCGGAACACCAACACGCCCACUGGCGCAGGUCAGCAGUUGCCCAAGGGGGCCCAAACCCCUCCGCGACGUUCUGGCAGGAACGCGCAGGCUAAGAAAGCGGAUGCCGUUCAUCCCGUCAACGCAGUGGGUCGCCCAAGACGGUCCAAGGACAGGAAGACCAUUGGCGAACCGCCGGCUAGCCUGAUGGAGGAGCCAGUGGCGCCGAAUCCCACUGCAGUUGCUUCUCCGGCCAUUAGCCUACCGCCACCGGAGCCAGUGCAAGUGCAGCCCCACAUGCCGCAGUUGGACAGCAAGGAGGUGGAACCAGUCCAAGCCGUGGCUCCCACUCCCACUCCUGCUCCUGCUCCUACACCUACUCCUACUCCUACUCCUGCUCCAGCUCCUGUGACCGCGACUGCGCCCGUUCCCGUUCCUGUGCCCAAGCCAACAAUGCCACAACAUCCGAAGAAGAAGGCGAUUGCGGCGGCGGAGAUCGAGUCCUAUCAGGCCAUCAACUCGUCCAUCCCCAGCGGAGGACUGCCGAUGCACCAGACAGCCGCCCCCGCGACGCAGAAGAUCACUGGCGGGGCAGCGGAUGCGGUCAGCAAGGCCCUGGUCGAUCCCGUCACGGGGGUGAUAACCGCGGGAAUGCCGCAGGGCAAGGAGGGAAACCUCCCCGCAGCGACGGCGGCUGCUCCUGCCAACAGCAGCAACGAGGCGGGUCCCCCGGCUCCUCUCUCGCAGCAGCAGCAACACCAGCAGCAGCCACAUCAGCAGCAAGCGCCGCAGCAGCAGGGAAGUAUGCAGAUCAGUGCCACUGUGAUUGCAUCUGGCGCUCCCACCCCGAUCACCACUUUGGGCAAGCCUGUGCAGCUUGAAUCCGCGGCAGCCGCUGCGCUGCUCAACAAGAACGUGAGUGUGCUGGUGAAGGGAAACACCACGCCGGUGGUGAUCCAGCAGCAGCAAGUGCCGCAGAUAGUGGCUCCGCCGAAACAGCCCAUCGUCCUGCAGCAGAACCCGCUGCCCACUGUGCUGCAACACGCCCAGCACAGCAACGUUCGCCCGCCGCAGCCGCUCAAGGCCCACGUGCUGAACAGGGAGAAGAACCUCCAGCAGCAGCUGACGCCCACCAAGCAGCCAGUGAGUCAGCCGCAACCGCAGCCGCAGCAGCAGCAACCGCAUCCUGGACACAUGUUGCUCACAGAUGCGGCAGGGAACCAGCAACUGCUGCAGCCCCAGAUCAUAGCACGUCACAUGCAGCAGCAGCAGCAGCAUCUGCUCGUGAAUGUGCCGCCUCCAACGGCACACUCGCCACACUCUCCGAGGAUUUCGGGUCAGCAGCAGCAGCAGCAGCUGGGUCCGCCAGGAGCCUCCUUGAAUCCCCAGCAGCAGCAAACGCUGGUCAUUAAGCAGGCGACUUCGGCAGCCCCGCCGCAGAUAUUGCACGUGGUGAGUUCGAAGGCUUCGGUGGUGCCGCAGCCACAACAACACCCACAGCAGCAGCCGCCACCCACGUCGUCGGGAGGAGCUCAUUUGCAGCUGGGCAAGCCCAACUAUGGCUACGCCCCCUCCGUCUUGCCGCCCACUUCCUCGGCCGCAGUCCAGCAGCAGCAGCAACAACAGCAACAGCUGUAUAAGCAGGCCAACCAGCAGAAGGGGGCGCAGGUGCAACUGCCUCCUCACGGCAUGAUGCUGCCCAACCACCCCGGAAUGCUGUUGCAGCAGAAGCCCCCACCACAUCUGCAGCCACAGCAGCACCAGCUGACGCCGUCGCCGCCGCCUGGCAAACCGAAUCCCGUGGUGCACAGCCUGCAGGCGGGACAGAUUAUGCCGGGCGGUGUGGGCAGUCCGCCACCGGUGUCCGCUGCCGUGUUGAAGUCCGCGCAGCAGCAGGUCAACUCCGCAGCAGCAGCAGCUGGCAUGCGCACAGCAAUUCCGAACAUCAGUCCGCAGGGCCAGCCGAGGGUAUCGCCAUUGGUGCUGCCACCGGGAAUAGCCGUAGUGCCGUCCUUCGAUGCCGGCUUGCAUGACCUGGGCGCCUAUGUCAGUGGACGGCGAACCCAGAGUCCGCCGCCAGCUCAUCAGCAGGCAUCGCCCAUAACACCGAACGAUUCCACGUACCGAGGAGUGGCUGCUUCCAGGGACUUCAUUCUCUACCAGCAUCACCUGAUGCGAGGCGGCGACUAUGAUGACAAGAUGACCAGCAGUCCGCCGCUGGAGCUCCGACGACCUGGCAGCGGACCUCCGAGGCCCAUCGCCGUACCGCAUAGUUUGCAGAGUCCUCAAGAUCGCACAGCAGCUGACUCCCCGCAAAUGGCCCAGGUGUACGUGCACAAUGCACGCAUUCCACCGGCCCAUUACAGUGACAUCGCCUCGCGAGCCGGUGGCUACUACGAGAGUGGUGGCCUGCAGCUCGAACCGCCGCCAGCCCACCGACCCACCGCGUCUAUCAGCGUGGUGGUGCCGCCGCAAAUGCCAGUGGUCUCCACCGGAAGUCCGUUCAUCGGGCGCGAUGGCAGCGUUCAGCCGAGCAGUCAUCUGCACCCGGGCAAGGCGAUGGAGAUGCAGCUGGAGGAGAUGGAGCGCAUGUCCAUGAUCGCAGCAGCCGUCAAGCAACAGCAGGAGCAUCUGCCACCUGCUCUGCACGCCGGCUUGGAACUGGCCGCCCAGCAAGCUCCUCCAGCGAUGGCUCCGCCACCAGGCGACUCCCUGCUCACACUGCUGCAGCGUUAUCCUGUAAUGUGGCAGGGUCUGCUGGCCUUGAAAACCGAUCAGGCUGCUGUUCAAAUGCACUUCGUACAUGGAAACCCGAAUGUGGCAAGGGCCUCCCUUCCCAGCUUGGUGGAGACCAACACGCCGUUGCUGAGGAUCGCGCAGAGGAUGCGACUGGAGCAGACGCAGCUGGAAGGCGUUGCCAAGAAGAUGCAGGUGGAGAAGGAGCACUGCAUGCUCUUGGCUUUGCCAUGCGGACGCGAUCACGCAGACGUGCUGCAACAUUCAAGGAACCUUCAGACCGGAUUCAUCACCUAUCUGCAACAGAAAAUGGCCGCCGGCAUUGUGAACAUACCUAUUCCGGGCAGCGAGCAGGCGGCAUACGUGGUGCACAUAUUCCCGGCCUGCGACUUCGCUAACGAAAACUUGGAGCGCGCUGCACCGGACCUCAAGAAUCGCGUUGCCGAGUUGGCCCACCUCUUGAUUGUCAUCGCCACUGUGUAAGUCACAAAACUGGCCACCAACUGGAGAAUUCAAAACACCACGGAUGCGACACGCAAAACAACCCGGAUGUAAAACACCACAGGCAAAUACAAACCCUGAAAUGAAACCAGAAAGAAACUAACAAACAAAAACAAGUUACGCUCUUCUAGUAUUUUAAGUAAUUUUAAAUAGCGAUUAAACAAGCAAAAGUUUAAAAAAGCAAAACAAAACAAAACAAAAGGAACUUACAGAAGCAGAAACAUGCAAACUUUAUUGAAUAAAUAAAUGCAAGAAAAGCAGAAGAUUGAGGCCAAGCUCACGUCAAAACAAGCGGAAGAAGAAGAAGUCCAUUCAGAUCCCGACACUUUGAAAGCAGAAGCGAAACGAUGAAAAUUUAUCUAAAUUAAUUAUUUAACUUUCCCUAAUUUAAAACCUUUAAGAAAAAGCUUGCAAAGUAUCGUUAAGUUUGAUCUCAAGAAAGAACGUUUUAUUUUUGCUUAAUUUAAAAUGAAAGAAACACGAAAACCUACACUUAAAAAUGAAAGAAAUGUUAAACAAAGCUUGCAACGUAAUAACUGUUUACUGUACUAUGCAUACUACUACCCAUACAUAAUAUGAAUAUCCGAUCCUAUCCCCUAACACGAUUAAGUUGUGAUUGGUCAAUAACUUUCGACUACUUCGGUGGGAAGAUCACUGCACUGCUCCGCGUUUUACAAAGUUUCCGCCCGCGAACAAGCAACCUUUUUAGUUUCGAUCGAUCGGUUCCUUGGCUCUAUGGAAUGCCUGUCUAGAAAACUAAAAAACUGAAAAACUAGAAAACGGGGCCUGGCAUAGACCCAAAGAACUUCAAAUGAGUCUGGUUUGUCAAGCACAAUUAGGUUUAGAGAUGCGCCAAGAGGCUUUUCCUACGAUUACAUACAUUAUGCAUUACAUUAUAUUACAUUAUCUAGACGCGUAUUUAAUUAUAAUCAAUAUGUUAAGCCAAAUACUUUAAAGAUUAGACACGUUUCGCAUCGUUUCGUGUUGUUAUUUCCGCUCUGCACCAGAGUUUCUUCUAUUCUCCUUUCAAAGAACCCUGCAACGAUUGCUGGUCUUUUUGUUUGUUUGUUUCCUCCGAUCUUCUGUUUCUGUUCUACUUUUUUGAAUUACCAUCACCACUGCCACAAAGCUAAAUCUAAAGAUGAUCACUGAUAUCUAAAUCUAAAUAAAGGCGUUCCGAUCUCCUCCCACUUUUUAGUUUUUGUGCGCGAAACUUUGUACAAUGCUGGGUAGUUUCGGGACCCCCUUUAUACCAUUAUGCUGACACCCCACAAGAAACAUAAACAAUAUGAUACAAUAACCUAUAUAGUACCCUCUCUGUACACUCCUUAAACUUAAAGUAAGUUCUCACACCCACUUGUAAAAUACGUGACCGACAGAAUAAUAAUAAAAAAGAUAAAACACGAGUAAAGAAAAGAAAGCAAAACUCAACUGUAAAAUAUUUAAAUUAUUUAGACUCUAACAAGUAUGAAAUGUAAAUACAGUUUAAUUAGUAUUUAGCGCGUAUUUAGUUGUAUGUUUUAAAACUAAACUAAAGAGAAACUGUACAUUAUAUAACAAUUAACGAUACAAGAACACGAGAGAUCAGAUCUGCAAGAGGUCACCCAGAAAAAGAUCCCGAUAAGGGAAAAAGAAAAAGAGAGAAGAAAGCAGCAAGUAAAAGAACACACAUUUUUCAAGUUGAAACAGAUGAAGCGCUGUUAAACAUAUGUUAAUGUAUAAGUUGUAUUUUUUAAGAAACUUUUUAGUUAUUUCCUAAGUUACUUUGAAGAAACCGAUUAAAUUACACUUAUUUCUUACA